UCCAUCUCUCCUCCAAUUUACACCAAAUUUCGCCAAACACGUCACUCACCACUCACUAUAUAUAGUAUACCCACACACACACUACAAAAUAAAAGCAUAGUUUACCAUAACAUAUAUACAAUGAGAAACACCUGGCUUAGAGGCUCCUGUAUAGGCAGAGGAGCCUACGGAUCAGUCAACGCCGCCGUCAACACCGCCACCGGCAACAUCUUCGCCGUCAAGUCCGUCAAUUUGGCGACGGCCUCGCCAUCGCAAGUCGAGGCGCUGGAGAGCGAAAUCGCCAUCCUGAGAUCGCUCUCCUCGCCUUUUAUUGUAAAGUACCUCGGCAACGAUACGACGUCGGAAGGAUCGUCGCAAUUCACGAACCUCCACAUGGAGUAUCUCCCCGCCGGCACCGCCGCCGAUUUAUCCGAUCGGAGCGAGGCGGCCGUCGCAUCCUACGCUUGGUGCCUGGUCGCCGCGCUGAGCUACAUCCACUCCAGAGGCAUCGUGCAUUGCGACGUCAAGGGCAAAAACGUCCUUUUAGGCCAUUCCCCGGGGACUGCCGCGCUCGCGGAUUUCGGAUCGGCGGUGGAUGUUGAUGUUGAUGUCUCGGCGGCGGCGGGGAGGGGGAGUCCGCUGUGGAUGGCGCCGGAGGCGAUACGGGGGGAGAGGCAGGCGAGGGAGGCGGACGUGUGGUCGGUGGGGUGCACGGUGAUCGAGAUGCUGACGGGGAAGCCGGCGUGGGGGGGAUCGGUGUGGAGGAUCGGGUAUUCGGAUGAGGUGCCUCUGUUUCCGGCGAGGAUUUCCGGCGCGGGAGCGGAUUUUCUGGAGAAGUGUUUGAGGAGGGAUUAUAGGCGGAGGUGGAGCUGCGAUCAGCUGCUGCAGCACCCGUUUCUUAUGAUGGGCGCGCGGAAGGAGGUCGCUUGUCAUUGGUCGCCGCGGUGCGUGUUGGACUGUUUGAGUUCUGAUUUUCAUGAGGAAGAGGAAGAGGAAUAUGAUGGUGAGAUUGUGGAUUUGGAGGGGAGUGAGAGGAUAAGUGGAUUGGUUUCGGCGGCGGUGGGAAAUUGGGAUUCCGACGGGUGGGUGGUGGUCAGAGGCGGAGCCGGAGGAACUUGUUCCGAAAAUUCAGGCUUGGUCGUGGAUACAACGACGUCGUUGUCUAGAAAUCUUGAUUUUGAUUUUCAAACUUGCGUAAAUUCAAAUUCAAAUUCAAAUUUUGAAUUUGAUUGUAAUGUAUGUACAAAAAUCUCAGAAAGAUUAUAUAAUUGCAGAAGCAAUUAUGGGUUUGUAUAUGUUUAUUUCCACAUAAUUAGGAUUUCAAUUGAAUUUGUACUACUAAAUUUAUAUCCACGGAGUGGAUUGAAUACUUACAAAGACAUUUCAAAUCUCAUGGGCUAA
This is a messenger RNA of Salvia splendens (bonfire salvia), 1380 nucleotides long. RefSeq names its product mitogen-activated protein kinase kinase kinase 18-like. The record is from RefSeq and is a predicted model, not a curated record. The transcript has a single exon. Gene Ontology annotation, biological process: signal transduction; protein phosphorylation. Lineage: Eukaryota; Viridiplantae; Streptophyta; Magnoliopsida; Lamiales; Lamiaceae. Gene Ontology annotation, molecular function: ATP binding; protein kinase activity. Bases 121 to 1380 code for a protein of 419 amino acids.